Dreissena polymorpha is the source of this 14192-nucleotide messenger RNA. Its product is annotated as dynein axonemal heavy chain 8-like. The record is from RefSeq and is a predicted model, not a curated record. Gene Ontology annotation, molecular function: minus-end-directed microtubule motor activity; ATP binding; dynein intermediate chain binding. Lineage: Eukaryota; Metazoa; Mollusca; Bivalvia; Myida; Dreissenidae. Gene Ontology annotation, cellular component: dynein complex. The transcript is spliced from 90 exons. Gene Ontology annotation, biological process: microtubule-based movement. The coding region runs from base 174 to 14048 and encodes 4624 amino acids.
CAGACGACGCGGAAUAAUUUUAUAAAUGACAUCAAAAAGAAAUAGAUCGGAAUAUACUUUCCGACGCUUAAGUUGAUUUAACUUGUAUAACUGAUGUUAUAAAAAAUUAUAUUGCUUGUUCGGAAGUUGCUUUACAUAGAUUCUUGGAGUAUGGAGUCUCAGUGAGGAUAAACAUGUCGUUACUACCAGGAGCACUAGCAGCACAAUUAGAGGCAUCUGCUGGCUUGGUUCCCUCUUCCCAUGACCUUUUUGGGAAGCUUGGACCUGGUGGCACACCUCAGAGGGCCAGACGCAGAAGCACAGUGGGAAAUGUCCUAAACACUACUGAAACCAUUAGGGAGAAACAGGCACGAGCUAGGGAGGCAAGAGAACUCAGAAGAACUUAUAUCACCCCAGUCCAUAAGUACUUUCUUACUUUAGUUGGUAAUCACCUCAACUUAGGUGUUGAUGCAGUCGAGGAAUUUGUUCUGGACUCGGAAAGGAACAUAACUAUUUUUGAGUCCUUCAUUAAAAAGGAUGGUAGUAAAUGCCUGAAAUUUUACUACCAAGAGGCUUUGAUGCCGAGUCUUGAAGAAUGUGGUCGUGUGAUAACUGGUGUUCCUAAGGGAACCGCCCUACACCGACUUUUCAUCACAUCUGGAUUGGGUGAGAAACUUACUGGAACCUGCAUCUACUUCACAAGGAUCAAGACAAGCACAAGCUUGACUACGAAGAAUGUUGCAGAGGAGACAAACUUUGGUGUUCUGGAAAUGAAAGAAAGCCCUGGCAUACUGAGCAUGUAUGAGAAGAUACUGGCCAAAGUCUAUCUGCCCAUGUUGAUGGCUCAGAAAAACUGGGGAGAGCUGAGUCAGACUCCAUCUGGGCGCAAGAUUGUGGAGCAGUUCCUUGAUAAGAUGUCAGGCUUUGUCUCCUACCUACACAGUGCUGAGGCAAAUGCUGGGGAAGGUACAAGGCUGCAGGACUAUGAAGGUGACAAGAUAAAUCUUGCUUGUGUGAGGAACAUAACUGACUGCAUACAGCACUCUUCUAACCCGGAUGUUGUAGCUGACCUGGAGGACCUAGCCACUGUUUGGUGUAAACAAAUAGAACAGAUACUUGCUGAGAGCGACCAGAUGCGUAAGGAGGCAGAUGAUACGGGACCGCUGGCAGAGCUUGAUCACUGGAGGCAGCUGAUGGCACGGUUCAACGCCUUGCUGGACCAGAUCAAAGGUCACCAGUGUCACAUGGUCAUCAACAUCCUCAACACCGCACGGUCCAGGGUCAUGAAGAAAUGGAAAGAGCUAGACAAGCGAAUAACAGAUAAUGCAAAUGAGGCAAAGGACAAUGUUCGGUUUCUCUACUCAUUGGAAAGAUACUGUGAGCCACUUUACAGAAGAGACCCUGUUUCCAUGCUGGAGUGUCUCGGUGGACUGCUGAAUGUCAUCAGGAUGAUCCACAGUAUUUCAAGACACUACAACACAAAUGAAAGAAUGACCUCACUCUUCAUAAAGGUGACUAAUCAGAUGGUGACAGCUUGUAAACUGUUCAUUGUGAACAACAGCACAGAGAGGAUCUGGGACAUGGAACGCCAGCCUCUAAUGGAGAAGCUUCAACACUGCUGUAACCUCUACAAGUCAUAUCAAGACCACUUCCAGAAAACAAAGCAUGCCAUUGAAAAUUCACCAGGAGAAAAACACUUUGAGUUCUCUGAAAUGUCCAUUUUUGGCAAGUUCGAAACGUUUUGCAAACGUCUGGAAAAGAUCAUCACUCUGUUGAGGUAUAUUGAGAACUUCAGCACAUUGGCAGGCUCAAAGAUCGAAGGUUUGGAACCAUACUCCACCAGGUUUAUACAAAUCUUCACCAGUAUCAAGAAAAAGCCGUAUGAUGUCCUUGAUCAAAGAAAAAUUGAGUUUGAUCAGGACUAUGAUGAGUUCAAAAAACAACUUGCAGAACUAGAGAUUGGCAUUGAAAAAUUCAUGAACAACAGUUUCAAGAAGAUAGCUUCAACACUGCAGGCAUUAGAGAUGGUGGAGAAGUUUGAAAAGCUGAAUAUUCCCAGACUGAACAUUGAACAAAAGUAUUCAACCAUCUUUGUACAGUAUGGCGUGGAAGUUGAAGACAUGAGAAAAUUGUACCAGAGACUAAAGGAGGAGCCUGUGGUGCCUAGAAACAUGCCACCAGUCUCUGGGAGGAUCACCUGGUCUCGACAACUGCUGCAAAGAAUUGUUGACCCCAUGGAGAUAUUCAUGGCUCAUCCAACAUCCUACCAAGGUGGAGGAGAUGAAUCAAAGAAAAUUAUCAAGAACUACAACAGGAUGGCUAAAGUACUGAUUGAAUUUGAACUCCUGUUCCAUGAUGCUUGGAAGAAGUCUGUAGAAGUCUGCACCAACAAUCUUCAGGUGCCAGUGCUGAUCAAGCACCCAACUACAGAGCAGCUGAUGACCAACUUUGACCCAUACAUAUUUGAGGUGAUCAAGGAGUCAGAGUACAUGAUCAAACGGGACCUCGAGAUACCAGAGGCUGCAAAAGUCCUCAUUCACUCUAGUGAGAAGCUGAAGUCUUACCAUGAACGCAUGCAGAUGUUGCUUGCUGACAACAAAGAGAUAAGGAACUCCAUUCCCCCAAUCUUUCUGACACCACUUGGUCCAAUUCUGAGGAAGGUUGACAGUGCUUUGAGGCCAGGAUUGUAUGCCCACACUUGGACAUCGCUCAGUCUGCCAACAUUCUUCAAAAAUGUAUCUGAUGCUUUGAGGGAUCUACAGAUUGUUGUGAAAAUGGUGAAUGACAUCAAGGUGACAAGGAUUGAUUACAUGCUGAAAGAGAUCAGUGAGACCAUGCUCUGUGACCUGCCUGAGAGGUCACCAUGGAGUGUGCAGACAUUCAUCGCCAAUAUGGAGUCCUACUCAGAACAGUGUGCCCUGGAAUUGAACAAGAUGAGUCAGUCGGUGGCGGAUGCAGUCACAGAGUUGGUCACAAUCUUCACACACAGGGCACAGGCAAACAACACAUCUACUGAGGAAGCAGAGCCUAGCCAAUCUGAUGCAACAUCAGUCUCAGUACCAGUGCCUGGAUGGACUACUGAAAGUGUAGUUGCUGAAGACGAUGUGAGUGAUGAGCAGAUAAUAAAGGCAGCGUGUGAAGAGCUGAAUGAGCAUUUCAAACACAGGCUGGUGGAGUCACUUCUGAGAGCCACAAGAUAUUCAUUGGAUGCCAUGCGCAAGAGAUUCUUCUCAAGGGCCAAUGCUUUGCAUCAUUUUGAUGACAGCGUUGGAGGAAACAAUGACAACAGAAUUCCAUUCUUCACAGCAGACAUCACUCUGUCUAUCCCAAAUGUGGUGAUGCAGCCAAGCCUGGACGAUCUCCAGCAGGCACUGAACAAGGCCUGCCAACUGGUUGUUGAUGUGUCCAAGGGUCUCCACCAGUGGGGACAGGACAGGAGCCUGAUUGACAUGUACCCUGGAUCAGCCAGGAGGAAGUCUGUCGAGGAAUCCGCAUUUCCUAACGAGCGUACAAUCAAGAACUACUACAAGAGUGUUGCAGAGAACAAGGAUGUGUCCAAGUACGUGAUGAUGAUGUCCUCUGCUGUCUCCUCCCUCAAGUCAGAGGUGCUCGAGGCUCUACAGAGGUACUCGGACUACGCCUUCCUGUGGGAGAAGGAUCGCCUGGAAGCCGUCAAGGAGUUCUUGGCAGACAAACCAAUACUGUCUGAGUAUAAGGGCAAAGCAAACAUGUUUAAGAAACUGGAAGCCAACAUAGAUGACAUUGACACAUCCAAAAUUGUGGGACCUAUUGAACUUUUUACAGAGUCUCUGAAACUGGCAUUGAGAGUUGAGAUCAAACAAUGGAAACUGUUAUUUGGACGUGAGCUGAACUCCACUUACAAGUCCAAGAUGGAGGAUAUCCUACUAUUCAUUGAUGACUACAGCAAGCGACUGAGUCGACCAAUACGGGACCUGGACGAUGUGCGUCAGGCCAUGACAGCAAUGGCAAAUAUACGAGAACACCAGAUACACAUGGACAUGUCUCUUGGGCCAAUUGAGGAGUCGUAUGCAAUGUUGAAUGACUUUGGGGUGACCAUUCCCAAAGAGGAGAAUGACAAGGUUGACACACUCCGAUACUCAUUCCAGAAGCUCAUAUUCAUGUCCAAUCAAGUUCAAGAUGACCUGGUGAUUUUGCAACCUGGCUUUAAGAAGGAACUUCUUACCUCUGUUAAGAUCUUCCAAAAAGAUGUGAAUGACUACACUGUCAAUUAUGAUAAGGAUGGUCCAAUGGCAGAUGGUAUAUCCCCUGUUGAGGCUAAUGACAGAUUACAAGUGUUCCAGAGCCAGUUUGAUGAACUGUGGACCAAGUUCAGCAUCUACAAUGCGGGGGAGCAGUUGUUUGGUCUCAUGACGAUCGACUACCCCUCACUGAGUCGCAUCAAGAAAGAACUCAACCUGCUGCAAAAGCUGUAUGGGCUAUAUGGGUCUGUCAUGACUAGCAUCAAUGGAUACUUUGACAUUCUCUGGACAGAGGUGGAUAUUGAAAAAAUCAACCAGGAGUUGGGCGAUUUACAAAACAGAUGUCGACGUCUACCAAAGGGCGUUAAAGAAUGGCAAGCUUUCCUGGAACUGAAGAAAAAGAUUGAUGAUUUCAGUGAAACUUGUCCACUACUGGAACUCAUGGCUAAUAAAGCAAUGAAGGAACGUCACUGGCAGAGAAUGGCCAAUCUGACAGGUCAUACAUUUGACUUUGACUCUGAGAAUUUCACUCUAAGGGACAUCAUGAAGGCACCACUGCUCAAGUACAAGGAGGAUAUUGAGGAUAUUUGCAUCUCCGCUGUGAAAGAAAAGGACAUUGAAGCCAAGCUCACUCAAGUGGUUACCGACUGGAAUGCCAGAAAUCUUAGCUUUGCCAACUUCAAGGCAAGGGGGGAGCUGCUUUUGAAGGGAGGAGAAACCUCAGAGAUUGUUGCAUUUCUAGAAGACUCGCUCAUGGUUCUGAGUUCAUUGCUUAGCAACAGGUACAAUGCCCCUUUCAAGAAGAAGAUCCAGGAAUGGGUAGGGAAGCUGUCCAACACCACAGACAUUCUGGAGAACUGGCUCAUAGUACAGAACCUCUGGGUCUACCUAGAGGCUGUCUUUGUUGGGGGAGAUAUUGCAAAACAACUACCACAGGAAGCCAAGAGGUUCCAGAACAUAGACAAGUCCUGGAUGAAGAUCAUGGUGCGCGCUCAUGAGAUCCCCAACGUGGUGCUGUGCUGUGUGUCUGAUGAAACAAUGGGCCAGUUGCUGCCACAUCUUCUAGAACAGCUGGAGCUCUGUCAGAAAUCUCUCACUGGGUACUUGGAAAAGAAGCGACUGGUGUUUCCAAGAUUUUUCUUUGUGUCUGAUCCUGCUCUCCUUGAGAUAUUGGGACAGGCCAGUGAUUCACACACUAUCCAGUCACACUUGCUGGGAGUGUUUGAAAAUGUCAAUGGGGUGCAGUUCCAUGAGAAAGAUUAUGACAGAAUCUUAUCUGUCAUCUCCAGAGAGGGGGAGAAAAUAGUGUUGGAGAAUCCAGUGAUAGCUAAAGGUAAUGUGGAACUGUGGUUGGGAGAGCUUCUCAAGGAGAAGAUGAAGUCCCUGCAUGGUGUCAUAAGAGAUGCCUUCAGGACCAUCAACAAUGAGGGAUUUGAACUGCUUGGAUUUCUCAACAACUUCCCUGCACAGGUGGGACUGCUGGGUAUUCAAAUGAUCUGGACGCGUGAUGCGGAGGAAGCCCUCACUCAGGCCCGCACUGACAAAAAGAUCAUGCCGACCACCAACCAGCGCUUCCUUGACAUCCUCAACAGGCUCAUUGACCAGACCACACACGACCUUACCAAGGUGGAGAGAGUCAAGUAUGAAACUCUCGUCACCAUACACGUGCAUCAGCGAGACAUCUUUGAUGAUUUGACCAAAAUGCACAUCAAAUCACCAACAGACUUUGAGUGGUUGAAACAAGCCAGGUUUUACUUUAAAGAAGACACAGACCAAUGCAUUGUUCAGAUUACUGAUGUAGACUUCAUCUACCAAAAUGAAUUUCUGGGUUGUACAGACAGACUUGUCAUCACUCCUCUUACAGACAGAUGCUACAUCACUCUAGCCCAGGCCCUCGGCAUGUCUAUGGGAGGAGCCCCAGCCGGACCUGCGGGGACAGGCAAGACAGAGACCACUAAGGACAUGGGGAAAGCACUGGGCAAAUAUGUGGUGGUCUUCAAUUGCUCAGACCAAAUGGAUUUCAGGGGAUUGGGCAGAAUCUACAAAGGUUUGGCCCAGUCCGGUUCUUGGGGUUGCUUUGAUGAGUUCAACCGUAUUGAGCUGCCAGUGCUGUCUGUGGCGGCCCAGCAGAUCUACAUAGUGCUCACGGCCAAGAAAGAUCGCAAGAAGGAGUUUGUCUUCACUGAUGGGGACCAGGUGGAACUCAAUCCAGAGUUUGGGCUGUUCUUGACAAUGAACCCAGGUUAUGCUGGUCGACAGGAAUUGCCAGAAAACCUGAAAGUGCAGUUCAGAACUGUGGCUAUGAUGGUUCCUGACAGACAGAUCAUUAUGAGAGUGAAGCUUGCUUCUUGUGGUUUCCUGGAGAAUGUCAUUCUUGCCCAGAAAUUCUACACUCUCUACAAAUUGUGCGAAGAACAGCUUUCAAAACAGGUGCACUAUGACUUUGGUUUGCGUAACAUCCUGUCAGUGCUGCGAACACUUGGUGCCAACAAGAGAGCCAGACCUACCGAUACAGAGAGCACAAUUGUCAUGAGAGUUCUGCGAGACAUGAACCUGUCCAAAUUGGUUGAUGAGGAUGAGCCAUUGUUCAUGUCACUGAUUGCUGACUUGUUCCCUGGCAUCACACUGGACUCGGCUACCUACGCUGAGCUGCAGGUGGCUAUCUCCAACCAAGUGGAUGCGGCAGGUCUCAUCAACCAUCCAUCUUGGAAUCUCAAACUUGUACAGCUGUAUGAGACCCAGCGUGUGCGUCAUGGAAUGAUGACCCUUGGCCCCAGUGGAGCAGGCAAGUCUUGCUGUAUCAACGUGCUCAUGAAGUCCAUGAGUGACUGUGGGGCGCCUCACAGGGAGAUGAGAAUGAACCCAAAGGCAAUCACUGCUCCGCAGAUGUUUGGAAGACUGGAUGUGACAACCAAUGACUGGACGGAUGGAAUCUUCUCUACACUCUGGAGAAGGUCCUUGAAAGCAAAGAAAGGUGAACACAUCUGGAUAGUUCUUGAUGGACCAGUAGAUGCCAUCUGGAUUGAGAACCUCAACUCAGUGCUUGAUGACAACAAGACCCUCACCCUUGCCAAUGGGGACCGUAUCCCCAUGGCACAGAACUGCAAGAUCGUCUUUGAGGUGCACAACAUUGACAACGCCUCCCCUGCCACUGUCUCCAGGAACGGCAUGGUGUUCAUGAGCAGCUCUGCCCUGGACUGGAGACCAAUCCUGCAGGGCUGGUUGAAGACUAGGACUAUUCAGGAAGCUGAUGUACUGUAUGGAUUCUUUGAUCGCAUGUUUGAAGAUGUGUACAGAUAUGUGAACCUGAGUCUCAUCAAGAAAAUGGUUGUCCUGGAGUGUAACCAAAUAAGACAGGCCACUGACCUGUUGGAAGGGUUAAUUCCCAAGCGUGAUGACAAGAGCACGCUGCCUGCAGCACACCUGGAGAAGCUCUUCAUAUUUGCCCUCAUGUGGAGCCUGGGUGCACUGCUUGAGCUGGAAGACAGGGCCAAAAUGGAGAAGUUCAUGGUGGAACAUGAGAGCAAUCUCUGCCUACCACCUGUCAGAAAUGAUGAGACCAUUUUUGAAUAUCUUGUUGAUGAAAAAGGUGAAUGGAUCCACUGGAAGCAACGUGUAGAAGAGUAUGUGUACCCAAGUGACAGUGUGCCAGAAUUCUACAACAUUCUUGUGCCCAAUGUGGACAAUGUCCGUAACAACUUCCUCAUAGACACCAUUGCUAAGCAAUAUAAGGCUGUGUUGCUGAUAGGAGAACAGGGUACAGCCAAGACUGUCAUGAUCAAGGGUAACAUGGCCAAGUAUGAUCCUGACCUGCAUCUCAGCAAGAGCUUUAACUUCUCCUCUGCAUCCACACCAAUGAUGUUUCAGAGAACCAUUGAGAGCUAUGUAGACAAGCGCAUGGGCAGCACCUAUGGGCCACCUGGUGGACGCAGAAUGACUGUGUUCAUUGAUGACAUCAACAUGCCCAUCAUCAAUGCCUGGGGAGAUCAGGUGACAAAUGAAAUCACUCGCCAAAUGAUGGAGAUGCAUGGUAUGUACAGUCUUGACAAGCCUGGGGACUUCAUUUCUAUAGUGGACCUCCAGUUCAUAGCAGCCAUGAUUCACCCUGGUGGAGGAAGGAAUGAUAUACCUGAGCGCUUGAAGAGACAAUUCUGUAUCUUCAACUGUACCCUUCCCUCAAACAACUCUAUUGACAAAAUCUUUGGCAUAAUAGGCUGUGGAUACUUCUGUUCUUCAAGAUUCAACGAGGAUGUGGUGGGACUUGCCAGCCUGCUUGUCCCUGCUACAAGAGUUCUUUGGCAGGCCACCAAGGUGAAGAUGCUACCAACACCUUCCAAGUUUCACUAUAUCUUCAAUCUGCGUGAUCUAUCUCGUAUCUGGGAAGGCAUGCUGAAGAUCGCUGGAAAUGAAUGUCAGAAUAAGAAGACCAUGCUAGGACUCUGGAAGCAUGAGUGUACCAGAGUCAUUGCUGACAGGUUCACCAACUCAGAUGACAAAAAGUGGUUUGAGAAUGCCCUCACAAAUGUGUGCCACAACAUUAUUGGAGAGCCUUACCUGACACACCUGCCCAGUGAGCCUUUCUUUGUGGACUUUCUCCGUGACGCUCCAGAACCAACUGGACAGGAGGCUGAGGACGCCGAACUGGAAGCUCCAAAGAUCUAUGAAGCUGUUGAAGACCUAGAGAUGCUGAAUGAAAGGUUAAAGAUGUUUAUGCAGCAAUACAAUGAAACAGUGCGUGGUGGAAUCAUGGAUCUUGUGUUCUUCAAGGAUGCCAUGGUCCAUCUUAUAAAGAUCAGUCGUAUCAUUCGAACACCCCGUGGCAAUGCUCUGCUAGUGGGUGUUGGUGGUUCAGGAAAGCAGUCUCUUACUCGCCUGGCCUCCUUCAUUGCUAGCUAUAAGAUGUUCCAGAUCACACUUAGCAGAACUUACGGUAUCAACAACCUGAUGGAUGACCUCAAAUACCUAUAUCGGGUGGCUGGAGCAGAGGGAAAAGGCAUCACCUUCAUCUUCACUGACAAUGAAAUCAAGGAUGAAUCAUUCCUAGAGUACCUUAACAAUGUGCUCAGUUCUGGAGAGGUGUCAAACCUGUUUGCUAAAGAUGAGCUGGAUGAGAUCACACAGGAGCUGAUCGGUGCAAUGAAGAAAGAUUUCCCUCGGCGUCCACCUACCACUGAGAACCUCUAUGACUACUUCAUAUCACGAGCUCGCAACAAUCUUCACUGUGUGCUCUGCUUCUCGCCUGUGGGGGAAAAGUUCAGGAACCGUUCUCUCAAGUUCCCUGGCCUGAUAUCUGGCUGUACCAUGGACUGGUUCAGUCGCUGGCCCAAGGAUGCACUUAUUGCCGUGUCCAAUCAUUUUCUCUCCACUUUCAAUGUUGUCUGCUCAGACGAAAUCAAGUCACAGCUUGUCAACACCAUGGGAGUUGUGCACGACAAUGUGGCUUUAACUUGCCAGAAUUAUUUCCAGAGGUUCCGUCGUCAAACACAUGUUACCCCUAAAUCCUACUUGUCGUUCUUGGAUGGGUACAUUGUCUUGUACAAACAGAAGUAUGAUGAGAUUGGAGAGCUAGCAGCUCGCAUGAACACAGGUCUUGAGAAACUGAUAGAAGCAAGUGCCUCUGUAGACAAGCUCUCUAAGGAACUUGUCGUGAAAGAAAAAGACUUGGCAGUUGCAAAUGUAAAAGCUGACAAGGUGCUUGCAGAGGUGACAGCCAGUGCUACAGCAGCAGAGAAAGUGAAGGCAGAGGUACAGAAGGUGAAGGACAAGGCACAGCACAUUGUGGACGAUAUCAAUAAGGAGAAGUUGUACGCAGAGACCAAACUGGAGGCAGCCAAGCCUGCACUCAUGGAGGCUGAAAGAGCUUUGCAGACCAUAAAAGCGUCUGACAUUGCCACAGUGAAGAAGCUGGGUAAACCGCCACAUCUGAUCAUGCGCAUCAUGGACGCUGUUCUCAUUCUGUUCCAAAAGAAGAUAGACACAGUCACUGCUGAUCCAGAGAAGCCUUGCCCUAAACCAUCAUGGAGUGAAUCUCUCAAGCUGAUGAGUGGCUCAGGUUUCCUGCAGAGCUUGAUCGCCUUUCCUAAGGACACGAUCAAUGGAGAGACAGUGGAGCUGCUGGAGCCAUAUCUCCGUAUGGAGGACUAUAACAUGGAGACCGCCAAGAAAGUCUGCAGCAAUGUUGCUGGACUGCUGUCCUGGUCUACUGCUAUGGCCUUCUUCUAUGGCAUCAACAAGGAAGUGCUGCCACUUAAGGCUAAUUUAGCUGUUCAAGAGGCAAGAUUAGGUGUAGCAUCUGCUGAAUUGAACAAAGCUCAAGGGCAGUUGGAUGAAAAACAGAAAGAACUGGAUGCAGUACAAGCAUUGUAUGAUGCUGCAAUGAAAGAAAAGCAGGAACUAAUGGAUGAUGCCCAGUCUUGUAAGCGCAGGAUGGUGGCUGCGUCUGCACUCAUUGGUGGUUUGGCUGGAGAGAAAACUCGCUGGACUGAACAGAGCAAGCAGUUCAAGUCACAAAUUGACAGGCUGGUAGGGGACGUGCUGCUGUGCACAGGUUUCCUGUCAUACUCUGGGCCAUUUAACCAGGAGUUCCGCAACAAGCUCAUCUCCAACUGGCAGAAGGAAAUGUUCAACAGGCGCAUCCCAUUCACCACAGAUCUCAACCUGAUCAAUAUGCUGGUGGACAACGCCACUGUUGGUGAAUGGAACAUUCAGGGUCUGCCAAAUGAUGACCUGUCUGUACAGAAUGGUAUUAUCACUACCAAGGCCACCAGAUACCCUCUGCUGAUAGACCCACAGGGCCAGGGAAAGAACUGGAUCAGGAAUAGGGAAAAGGAACGUGAAUUACAGUUGACAUCUCUAAACCACAAGUAUUUCCGCUCCCACCUUGAGGAUUCCUUGUCACUGGGUCGCCCAUUGUUGAUUGAGGAUGUAAUGGAGGAACUAGAUCCAGCCUUGGAUAACGUGCUCGAGAAAAACUUCAUUAAGUCCGGAUCUACAUUCAAGGUGAAAGUUGGUGACAAGGAAUGUGACAUAAUGAAGGGUUUCUAUUUAUACAUCACCACCAAGUUGGCCAACCCAGCAUACACACCAGAGGUGAGUGCCAGAACAUCCAUUAUAGACUUUACAGUCACCAUGAAGGGCCUGGAAGACCAACUGCUUGGCAGAGUUAUACUCACAGAGAAACAGGAAUUAGAGGCUGAAAGAGUGAAGCUGAUGGAGGAUGUCACAGCUAACAAGCGCAAGAUGAAACAACUGGAGGACAAUCUGCUGUACAAACUCACCAGUACAAAGGGUUCCCUAGUGGAUGAUGAGUCCCUGAUCACUGUACUGGCAGUAACCAAGGUGACUGCUGCAGAGGUCAGUGAAAAACUCACUGUAGCAGCAGAGACUGAAAUCAAAAUCAAUGAGGCCAGAGAAGAAUUUAGGCCAGUUGCUACAAGAGGAAGUAUCCUGUAUUUCUUGAUGUGUGACAUGACUAUAGUCAACAGAAUGUACCAGACAUCAUUGGUACAGUUCCUGGGAAUAUUUGAUCUGUCCAUGGCAAGAUCUGACAAGAACCCUGUUCCUACAAAAAGGAUACAAAACAUCAUUGACUACCUCACCUACGAGUCCUUCCGCUACACUUGUCGAGGACUGUAUGAGUCACACAAGUUCCUGUUUGUACUUCUGAUGACAUUAAAGAUUGACCUCCAACAGGGCAAAGUCAAACAUGAUGAAUUUCAGACUUUCAUCAAAGGUGGUGCUGCCCUGGACCUGAAUGCGGUCACCCCCAAGCCUGCCAAGUGGAUCUCAGACAUGACCUGGCUCAACCUGGUGCAGCUCAGCUCCCUGGCCCAGUUUGCAGAGAUCCUCAACCAGGUGACACGCAAUGACAAGGGCUGGAGGGCCUGGUUUGACACGGACGCUCCAGAAGAAGAGAUCAUGCCUGACGGAUAUACAACUGCCCUGGACUCCUUCAAGAAACUCUUGCUUAUACGGAGCUGGUGUCCAGACAGGACAGUUCCACAGGCGCGCAAGUACAUCAGUGACAGCAUGGGGCCCAGGUACGCCGAGGCCGUGCUACUCAACCUUGAGGACACGUGGGCUGAGAGCAUUACACGCACACCACUCAUCUGCUUCCUGUCCAUGGGAUCGGACCCCACCAACCAGAUUGAGGGACUCGGCAAGAAGAAACAACUCGAGUUCAGAGCUAUAUCGAUGGGCCAGGGACAAGAAGUGCAUGCCAGGAAGCUCAUAACUGCUUUCAUGCAAAGUGGAGGCUGGGCACUUCUACAGAACUGUCACCUGGGUCUGAACUUCAUGGAUGAGUUACUGGACCUGCUGAUGGAGACCCCCCAGAUACAUGACGACUUCCGUGUGUGGAUAACCACUGAGCCACACAACCACUUCCCCAUCAGUCUACUACAGUCCUCUCUGAAGUUCACCAAUGAGCCUCCACAAGGUAUCAAGGCGGGUCUGAAGAGAACAUACGCUGGUAUCAGUCAAGACUUCCUCGAUGUGAACGCUAUGCCCAUGUGGAAGCCUCUCUUGUAUGGUGUCUCUUUCCUGCACACUGUUGUACAGGAGCGUAGAAAGUUUGGGCCAUUAGGUUGGAACAUCCCCUACGAGUUCAACUCCUCUGACUGGCAGGCCAGUGUGCAGUUCUGUCAGAACCAUAUGGACGAUAUGGACAUCAAAAAGGGUGUGUCCUGGGUGACUGUGCGCUACAUGCUGGGAGAGGUGCAGUAUGGAGGCAGGGUCACUGAUGACUAUGACAAGAGACUGCUCAAUACAUUUGGAAGGGUGUGGUUUGGGGACUUCAUGUUUGAAGACAAGUUCCAGUUCUAUGAAGGCUACAAGAUUCCAAAGAUCAAGACCUAUGAUCAGGUGAUGCAGCAUAUCGAGCAGUUGCCUUUGGUGGACUCCCCUGAAGCAUUUGGACUACACCCCAACGCUGAUAUCACGUUCCAGACAAACAUGGCCUCAAGUAUCCUGGACACAGUUAUGAGCAUCCAACCCAAGGAGGGUGGGGGAGGGGCAGGAGAGACACGCGAGACUGUUGUCUUCAGAAUGGCAGAGGAUAUGCUGGAGAAACUACCCGCAAACUACGUACCACAUGAGGUGAAGGACCGACUGAAGAAGAUGGGCCAGCUUCAUCCACUGAACAUCUUCCUCAAGCAGGAGAUUGACCGCAUGCAGAGGGUGAUCACGAUUGUCCGAGUCACCCUCAGUGACCUCAAACUGGCCAUUGAAGGCACCAUCAUCAUGUCUGAGGACCUGCGUGACGCACUGGACAACAUGUUUGAUGCCAAGGUGCCCAGCCUGUGGAGGAAGGUGUCCUGGCAGUCUUCCACGCUGGGCUUCUGGUACACGGAGCUGCUAGAGAGGAAUGAGCAGUUCAGUCGAUGGGUGUUUGAAGGCAGGCCUUUUGUCUUCUGGAUGACAGGGCUGUUUAAUCCACAAGGUUUCCUGACUGCCAUGAGACAGGAGGUGACUCGCGCACACAAGGGCUGGGCGCUGGACUCAGUCACACUGCACAAUGAUGUACUGAAGCACAGCAAGGAGGACAUUAUGGGUGCCCCUUCAGAGGGAGUCUUCAUCUACGGCCUAUACCUGGACGGAGCCUCCUGGGACAGGCGCAACUGUCGCCUCACAGAGUCCAAUCCCAAGGUGCUGUUCACUCUGCUACCUGUGGUUCACAUGUACGCAGUCAACUCUACGGCCCCCAAGGACCCCCGCCUGUACCUGUGUCCUGUCUACAAGAAACCCCACAGGACUGAUCUCACCUACAUCACCUUCAUUGUGCUGAAGACCACACAAAAUCCUGACCACUGGAUACUCAGGGGAGUGGCUGCACUCUGUGACAUUAAAUAAGCUCCUUGUUUAUUUAUGUGUACAUGUUAUCAUAUACAUUCUAGUUAUUUCAUUGACAUUAUUUAUUGGUAAAUGUUGAUUUUAAAUACCUCAUUUGUAAAUUUAACUGUUCUUUACUGUUGAAGAAAUAAAAUGUCAAGUUCA